AUGCUAAGUGUGGGCCCAAGCCAGCAGAGGCCAGGAGGGGAAGGGGGAAUUAUGCCCAAGUCCGGCACGCUUCAAAGGCCCUCCGUAAGCAACGCCGAUGAAGGCUGUCCCAGCUUCCUCGCACCCAAUGGCCUGGUCAGAUCCGAAUGGGAAGCUGAUAAGGCUCUGCCCUACCUAAUUCUUUUCCAUGUUCUCAUCCAGGCCCCGUCUGACUUGGAGCAGCCUCUCCUUGAAGCCCUCUUCUGUUUGAGACUGCAGAGUGAGGACAGGAGAAUGCAACAGCAAUGCAAGGAAGAGAUGCGAUGUGAGGAGGAGGAUCUGUUACAUGAACAGGAGGAGAAGAUAAACGGAGGCCCUCUGUAUCUACACGUGGGUCAACAGGGAUCAGGUGAUAAGGACACUAUCCAUAUUACAGUGGAGGACGUAGGGAUAGUUAAUAGCAGUUUCAUCCCGUUUGAGGACGACCCCGUGACCCAGAGGAACAACUUGGGCCGCUCGGCUAGCUCAGUGUCGGCCUGUCUGAGGGCUCUAAAGAAGAAACGGCUGCAGCGUCUGUCUUCUUUGCCUCUUCGGCCUCAGGCUGGACAAGCCAACCUUUCUACCAGCGGGGAAGAUGAUGAGGAUGACGAUGACCACUUUCUGUUUGGAAGUGGCAACAACAGCACCCCUGCUUCCGGGAGCCUCUUGGCACACCCUGAGAUCAAUUUGAUUCCACCCACUCCGUCAGAUGUUAUUGAUGACGAUCAGUUUUUUGACACAAAUUCAGAAGAGAGUCUGGUUUAUAGUCCAGAGAGUGAUGGGCAUGGCUUUGCUGUUGGUGAUGAGAUGACAAUGGAGAAUGCGGAGAUGGAAGAGGCACCGUUGGGAUUGAUAAUGACUGAGAAUCAGGUUUGUGUUGAUAAAACAGCAGAUUAUGAGGAGGAUCGUGAUCAGGAUCAUUCAACAGAGGAAAGGGAGGCUUUGCCAAGCACAGAAGGGGAUGAAGAAAAACCAAAGUCCAUAUUUUCUCCAAGUGUUUACCAGGUGGCACCACUUCAUGUGCUGCCCCCAAAACGCAACUUCAACAGCGGAAUCAAACUUUUGCCCUUCACCGAGCUCAACUUGGACGACUUGACCAACAGUGAUGUCAGCUGCUCUGACAUGCUGAAGACUGGAUUUGGCCGGCCUACUAAAACUUGGACAACAAUGGACGCAUUUACUCAUCAGAGGAGACCAAUCACUCGCUCCUGCAGUUUAGGGGAUACACCAACCAACGGCGCCACUUUCCACACUUUAAAUAAGAACUCAAACCAGCAGCAGCAAGGGAAGGGGUCGCCACGACAACGCCGUGUAACUGUUGCGUCGUGUGCUCCCCAGUGCGAGGACCAGAAUGGAAACUUCCCAGAGAAGAAUGUGGACAGGCACCAGGCCAAAUCACUCAGGGAGCUCAACACAAAUGAGAUCUGCCAGUGGUUCACCAACAUUGGACUGCACAAAUGUCUCCCUUUCAUCCGAGGGGCGCAUUUGUGUGGAGCAGAUAUUGCAUCAAUAGACGUGAACAUUCUGGACGUGCUGCACAUCGACACACUACCAGACAAGGAGAAGUUACUCUCCGCAAUUUAUAAUGAGCUGCACCCCCCUAGUACUUCUGGAGGAACCCUCGGCAAUAAUCAUGUCGAGACAUUCAUGCCAAUGAUCAAAUCCAAGUCCUCACCUCAUGUGAGCUGUCUUAGCAUGAACAGACGAUCCCUCAAGCUCAGACACAACAACCAGAACUGCAUGACACAGCGGAAUUCCCAGUUGAUCGAGGUCACCAUUAAUUCCUCGGAGCGGAUAGUUCACCUCAGAACCCCAAAAGAAACAACAAUGUCCAAAAUAAUGGAUUCGUGUCUCAGAAUGCUGGGAUUGACUGAAGACCGAAGCCUUUUCUCAAUGAAAGAGCAGAAAGAUUCCACAGCUGAGCUCUCCCAGGAUCAGCAUGUCGGGAGUCUGCUGACAUCCUCAUCUGAGAGGGAACUGGAGCUGCAUUUGUGUAGAAAGAACAUGAGCGCCGCUUCCCAAAACAGUCCAGAGGUCAACAGCUCCAAUGGAAUCCAAAAAGAGGAGAGAAUCAAGGAGCUGAACCUGCAGGUGGACUCCCUCCAAAAUGUCAUCCUGCAGGUGCAGGAACUCCACCUUGGGCUGGUAGCGUUCUGCUCAGAACUGAAGAACUCGGAUGGAGAUGUGAAUUUAGAAAUGCUUGGCUCAGCUGAACUGGAGCAGAAACUGGAAAUGCUCCAGAGACGACUAAGCGACAAGAAGCAAAGUCUUCAGACCCUCCGAGAUCACAUCAACAACUCGGCUGUUCACAGGAAAAAACAACUAGAUGUUCGUCUUUUGGAGAAGAUGCAGCUGAACUGUCAAGUGUUUAAGGAAGAAAUCUCCAUGGUGCAUCUGAACCGACAAGUGGCUCACCUUCAAACUAUUCUGCAGGAAAGCUACAUUAAGGAGAAAGACCAGAGAAAGAACAUGGCCAUCAGUAGCCUGAGCCAGUUGGUGUCUCCACAGUCUCCCGCUAUGCUGUUGGUGGUCCAGGAGAACCGUGGACCGGACGGCUGCUAUGGCUUUACAUGUCGGUACAUUGAAGGCAGUGGCUUAGUGGUGGUCAAGGUGGACAGGUCGCAACUAUGUGUGGAUGACAGGCUCGUGGAAGUGAACGGGGCACCGGUGGUCAACUUCACCGAAGAAGAACUAAGUCACCUUCUGCUCCAGCUCCCCAGCGCCCAGAUUAUUGUGCUCCGUCAGCCGACUCCUGCCCUCACCCCCCGACACCCUCCUCUGAUCCUGCAGCACAUGGUUAACCCUAAUCCCGUGCGAGCAGAGGAUGUGAUCACCAUGGAAACCCCAUCACUGCGCAGGGUAAUGGCUAUCUGAUGACGGGGAGCAACACAGAGCAACCAAGAAAGAGAAUUACUAGCGUUUUAUUCCUAUGAUGUGAUUCGUUACAGCGACUAUGUCUUAUGAUUAUGUAUUGGUGCAUUUUGUCACUGUCAAAGCCGACACUGUCAUUAGCAGCCCGAUGUACAGCAUAUGGAAGCCUUGACUCAAACCGACACACAUUCACAAAUUUACGACACGGGAGAGAGCCGUGAUUUAAGAAUAAAAGGAUACAAAUCCUAUGCUUCACUAGAUAUGGAAGAGCAGGCUUGUCUAACAUCCAUCAGAGUUAUUCCUGAGGGUGCAACAAUGAAUACUUGAUCUGGCUCAGAGGAACUCCUGGAAAAAAAAAAAAAAAGACAGCUUGGAAGUACAAGAAAACAUGCAAUCUACUGUAGUUUUACAUGCAUGCCUGAAAGCUUUGCAUUCUGCGUUGUCUUUGCAGAACACACACAUAUAGCUUUCUCGGAGUUGAGUCACGUUUUGGUCUUCUUUGUGUUGUAAUACAAACCAGCGGGGCUGUGGGAAUAAACCCUUGGCCACAGAAAUGCCUCAUUUCAACCACGUUCUCCCUCGUUAAGCGCUAGUGGAUCGUGCAAAACUACACGGCACAAACAGUACCAGGCUGUUGGGGGUCCGAAGAAACCACUUUGCUCACCAGUUUGCUCAUAAAGGUCAGAGGUUACUCACCUGUACUUUUAAUAAUAAUAAUAAUACAUUUUAUUUGUAUAGCGCUUUUCAAAAUACUCAGACACUUUACAGAAGAAUGAAGUUGAAUAAAGCAAGUAAACAGAGUAGAAGACACACCAAAAUACAACAUUCAUUGGUUAAUACACAGUUAAAACAUGAGAAAAAGCGGGGCGGGGCACAGCAGUCAGAUAUAAAAAGUUAGACAUUAAAAACAGAUUUAAAGAGGUGGGUUUUUAGUUGUUUUUUGAAACUGGGAAGGUCAGGGCAAGCACAGAGUGAA
Molecule: messenger RNA, 3865 nt
Organism: Doryrhamphus excisus (bluestripe pipefish)
Lineage: Eukaryota; Metazoa; Chordata; Actinopteri; Syngnathiformes; Syngnathidae
Source: RefSeq, a predicted model, not a curated record